CGGAUGGUUAUAUGAGCUUGUACCAUCUGCUUUAUUUUUUUAUAUUCUUCUUUGUCUAAUCCCCUUUUAUCCAGACGAAGUUCUACCCAUCGUUCACUUCUGGUGAACCCCUGCUUUUGCUGGCAUGCCAGAAAUCAUGGAAUGGAAGCAGAGUCAAAUGGUUAAUCAAAGCAUCGGCUACUUCCACUUGUGGCUUUAUUCGAGCUCCUUUACAUCAACAUAUCAAGGAACCCCCUCAUCCACCACAACUAGGUGGAGACUAGAAGGGUAGGAAACCCCAACGAGAAACCUUUCGCGAAGCACUCUCUCAGAUGAUUCCACUUCGAUGGUUAGCGGAAUUCAUCAAUGCAUACAUCAUCUUACAACACUAGACGAGUGACCCCUAACGAGUGAGACUGUCCGAUUUGACUAACACCUGAAAAAAGGACCAUCGUACGAGGAAGACGAUUGACAUCGAGCAUGAAUCUCAAGGCUUGUAUCAUCUUCCUCCUGUUGAUCCAAUCGCUUGUGUCUCCAUUGAACCUGCAUUAACGUUACAUAACCGUUUGGGUCAUCCUAGCCUCUCAAAGUUUCGACGUAUGGUUCCAGGUUUCUCAAGUCUUUCGUCUUUAGAUUGUGAGUCAUGUCACCUUGGAAAGCAACCUCGUAAAUCCUUUCCAAGGCGUGUUAAUAAACAGGUUGCGUCCCCUUUUGAUUUAGUUCAUACAGAUGUAUGGGGUCCGUAUUGAGUCACUUCUACUUUAGAAUUUCAUUACUUUUUUAUUUUUGUAGAUGACUUUUCCCGUUAGACAUGAUUGUUUUUAAUGAGAGAACGUUUUGAAUUAUUCCAUAUUUUUCAAACUUUUUGUGCCGAAAUCCACACUCAGUUUGGCCAUUCUAUCAAAAUUUUACACAGUGAUAAUGCUAAAGAUUUUUUGCGGCACCCUUUAAUCACUUCAUGAUAUCACGGGGUAUGCUUCACCAGUCUUCUUGUGUACACACGCCUCACCAAAAUGGGGUAGUUGAACGCGAGAACAUACACUUAGUUGAUACUGCCCGUACUAUGUUAUUACAUUCACAUACACCACCUCAGUAUUGGGCAGGUGUUGUACUCACUGCGUGUUAUUCAUAAUGAAAUUCCUUAUUCUGUCUUGUUUCCUACUCGUGAGUUAUUUCCAUUACCACCUCAUGUGUUUGGGUGUGUGUGUUUUGUCCAUGAUUUUACACCUGGAUUAUCUAAAAUGUCAGCUAGUUCAAUAAAAUGCAUUUUUCUUGGAUAUUCACGAGUCCAAAAGGAUGAUCGUUGCUAUUCUCCAUUACUUAAGAAGCAUUUUAUUUCGGUUGAUGUCACUUUUAUUGAGUCCUCCUUUUAUUAUCAAUUAUCUGCGAUUGAUACUUCAUCAUGUUUGGACUUCAUCUCAUAUCUCCGGGCCAUCCAUCCAAAAAUUGUUAUUUCCCCUCCAUCUGAUGUGGCUCCUGUGGUAGACCCAUCCCUAUCAAGGUACGCGUUCUAUUUUGAAUCCACAUCCCAUAUAUAACCUUUUGAGUUACCACCCCCUCUCUACCCCUUACUUUGCUUUCAUUUCACACUUGUCUCGUAUACCCAUCCCUAAAACAACACAUGAGGCAUUGACACAUCCGAAAUGGCGUCAAGCCAUGUUGACUGAGAUGGAGGCUCUUCAUUCUAGUGGGACAUGGGAAGUAGUUUCCCAUCCCCCUAGCAAAUCAGUGGUUGGGUUUCGGUGGAUCUACACCGUUAAAGUUGGUCCUCAUGGGCAAGUUGAUCGUUUUAAAGCACACCUUGUGGCAAAAGGGUAUACUCAAAUUUAUGGUUUGGAUUACACUGACACUUUUUCUUCUGUAGUGAAGAUUGCAUCGAUUCGUUUGAUUUUAUUCAUGGCAGCAAUGAGCCACUGGCCAUUAUUCCAAUUGGAUAUUAAAAAUGCAUUUCUUCAUGGUAAUCUGGACGAGGAGGUUUAUAUGGAGCAACCACCUGAUUUUAUUGCUCGGGGGGGGGGGGGGGGGGUCUAGUUUGGUAUGCAGAUUACGUCAUGCUUUAUAUGGCUUGAAGCAAUCAGCACGUGCAUGGUUUGGGAGGUUUAGUGCUCUUAUCUGUGAUUUUGGCAUGAUUCGCAUUGAUGUCGACCAUUCUAUAUUUUAUAGACAUUCUGCAGGCAACAUAUGUAUUUAUCUUGUUGUAUAUGUUGAUGACAUUGUCAUUACAUGUAGCGAUGAACAAGGAAUUGCACUCCUAAAGCAUUAUCUCUUUAUCAAAUUCCAAACAAAAGACUUGGGAAAGUUGAAAUACUUUCUUGGCAUUGAGGUCGCACAGUCUCAAAAUGGAAUUGCCAUUUCACAAAGAAAAUAUGCAUUGAAUAUUCUUGAGGAAACAGGUAUGCUAGAGUGCAGGCCAUUGGAUACACCUAUGGAUCCAAAUUUCAAACUCUUGUCAGAACAGAGAGACCUUUUGCCCAAAUAGGGAAAAAUAUAGAAGACUCAUUGGCAAAUUGAAUUAUCUUACCAUCACGAGGCCAAAUAUUUCAUUUGCGGUAAGUGUCCUUAGUCAGUUUCUUGAUAAGUCAUGUAAUGGACAUUGGGAUGCAGCUAUUCGAGUUUUGAGAUACAUCAAGAAAACACCUGGGCAAGGAUUGUUGUUCGAAGACCGAGACCACCAUGAUAUUGUGGGAUACUGUGAUGCAAACUGGGCCAGAUGUCCGAUGGAUAGACGUUCCACUUCGAGAUAUUGCAUCUUGAUUAGUGGAAACUUAAUCUCAUGGAAAAGUAAGAAACAUGAUGUGGUUGCCAGAUCUAGUGCUGAAGCAGAAUAUCGUGCAAUGGCCCUUGCGACAUGUGAAAUCUUAUGGUUGAAGCAUGUUCUCCGAUGGUUAAAAUAUGGAAACACAAAACCAGUCCAACUCAUGCGUGACAAGUGACAACCAAGCUGCAAUGCUCAUUGCAUCAAAUCCGGUAUAUCAUGAGAGGACUAAACAUAUUGAAGUUGAUUGCCAUUUUAUCUGAGAGAAGAUCGCGAGCGGACAUGUCAUCACAAAUUAUGUCAACACAACCAAACAACUUGCAGAUAUUCUAACGAAGUCUCUUAGGGUCCUAGAGUGGGA
This is a messenger RNA of Cuscuta europaea, 3095 nucleotides long. Lineage: Eukaryota; Viridiplantae; Streptophyta; Magnoliopsida; Solanales; Convolvulaceae. The record is from the annotation of a GenBank genome assembly.